Molecule: messenger RNA, 738 nt
Organism: Cercopithifilaria johnstoni
Lineage: Eukaryota; Metazoa; Nematoda; Chromadorea; Rhabditida; Onchocercidae
Source: the annotation of a GenBank genome assembly
AUGAGUGGGAUUUAUCUACCAGGUGACAUCGUUCCUUUGAUGGUUCCUGGUAAAAAAAGGACAGAAGUAAUUGGUUGUGGUCUAGAACGAGUAAUCAAUGAUCCUGAUAACUUGUUAGUCGUACAACCUGGAGUGCGGCGUGUAUCUCACGGUAAACAAUGGAUGGCAGUUCACUCACGAAGAUAUGUCCCACAAAAGGGUGAUCGUGUAAUUGGAAUUGUUACUUCUGCACACGGUGAAACGUUUAAAAUUGAUAUCGGAGCUGCUGACAUCGCUUUUAUCAAUUUUCUUUCCUUUGAAGGUGUCACAAGACGUAACCGUCCAAACUUGAAAGUUGGUGAUUUAAUUUAUGCAACUGUCACCUCUGCAACAAAACAUUUGGAACCAGAACUUACAUGUGUUGAUGGCGAAGGUCGAGCGCGCGGUAUGGGUUCACUACCAUCUGGUGGAUUUCUGUUUAAAACAAGCCUGAAUCUUGUACGUCGAAUCCUUUCACCGACUUCGAGGCUGUUGUCGCUGAUUGGUAAAGAUAUAAAAUUUGAAAUAACAAGUGGCAUUAAUGGGCGAAUUUGGAUCAAAGGCAUUAAUGUCGUGGAAGUUGUAGCUGUUCACCGAAUAAUUAAGGAUUCGGAAUUUAUCCCAGAACCCGAUAUUCCAGCUUUUGUGGACAAACAAAUUAGCCGUUUAUAUGGCUUUCCUGUAUCGUCUGAUGAAAGUAAUAAUGAUCGAACAUCAUAA